AUGGCUCAGAAAACUUUCAAAUUAGAUGAAGGUACUUGUCUAGACAGAUAUAUACAAACUGAAAUCCAAGCACCUUUUUCCUUUGUGUCAUCAGCUCAAGAAUUGAUUAACCUCGUUGCAAGAAUUCUACACAGUUCAGAAUUUCCUUAUAGUGUAGCUGAAGUUGUAAAAUCUGGUUCCUUAGGGCAAGGGAUAGCCCUGCAAAAGAACCUCUCAGAUAUCGAUCUUGUGGUUUAUCUCAACAAUUACACAGUAGAGAGUAUAACUCCUGAAAUGACACAGAUUUUAACUAAAAUGCAUAAAACUUUGCUAAAUGCCCAAUUACCUGGCUACAGAUUUAUUUCUAAAGAUGAAUAUCGUCUUGGAAUUGUACUUGAAACACAAGGUCAAUCCUUUGAAGUUGAUUUAUUGCCAGGAGUCCCAAUUUCAGGUUCGCUUCAAUCCAUUUACACAGAGAUGAUUAGUUUAAGAGGCUUGGUUCGUGAGCAUUAUUCAGUUAUAUUUGUCAAGCUGCAAAUACUUUUUAUCAAGCAACGAAUGACUAAGCUGAAGAAUCUAUUGCAACUUAUGAAAUAUUGGACUAAAGUCGAUGCAAAAUCUUUUGGUUGCAAAAAGUUUCCAUCCUAUGCAAUGAGUUUGAUUGUCAUCCAUACUUGGGAAGAGCAUGGUAAACCACAGAAUUUUAAAAUGGAAAAGGCAUUUAAAGCAGUUCUUACAACUUUGUCCAAUUAUAAGCAGCUCCAUAAAGUCUGGUUUGAUUAUUAUGAUCAUUGCACCUGGCAGCGCUUUGGUGGGUGUCCAAGACGACAAACCAUAAAAUAUUUUUCUCAUCUUUUAAUAAUCCCUGUUGGUCUCUCCACUAACUUUGUAUCUCCACCUUCACCUCAUCCCCUCCCUUCACUCCUCUUUCUUACUUUUCUCCCCCUUCACCCCUCUUUCCUUUUCUACUCUCCAUUCACAUCCUCUUUCCUCCUCUUCACUUCCUCUUUCCUCUUCUCCCUUCACCUUCUCUUUCCUUCUUUCUCUCCCUUCACCUCUUCUUUCCUCCUCUUCUCUCCCUUCACCUCCUCUUUCCUCCUCUUCUCUCCCUUCACCUCCUCGUUCCUCCUCUUCUCUCUCUUCACUUCGUCUUUCCUCCUCUUCUCUCCUUCACCCCCUUUUUCCUCCUCUUCUCUCCCUUCACGUCCUCUUUCAUCCUCUUCUCUCCCUUCACCUCUUCUUUCCUUCUCUUCUCCCCUUUCACCUCGUCUCUCCUCCUCUCUCUCCAUUCACCUCCUCUUUCCUCCUCUUCUUUCACUUCUGCCCUUCUUUCUUUGUCUCUCUUUCUCUCUCUUCGAAUAUUUCUUACUUGAAUUCAUAAAUGCAUCCGGCUUCUUUGCUCGCAUUUUGAUAAACACUUAA
Molecule: messenger RNA, 1401 nt
Organism: Acanthosepion pharaonis
Lineage: Eukaryota; Metazoa; Mollusca; Cephalopoda; Sepiida; Sepiidae
Source: the annotation of a GenBank genome assembly